GAUCUCCAUAGCCGCGGAAAUUCGAGAAGGAAAAGGAAAGAUCGAACUCCAUAGCUGCGGUCUUCGAGAUAAGAUAGAGAAAUCAGUUAUUUUAAGAAUGUUUUUGGAAUGUUAAAGUUUUGAAAAGAGUACUUUGUUGGGUAUUUGUGAUCAAUGGUGGAAAAUUGAUUUUUAAAGUUUUAGUUUCAAAUCAGGAUAAUUGUUUUGUCAAUUCUUAUCAAGUUACACUAUGUCAAGGUUCAUCUUACAAAAUAACUUGCCCUGUUAAUUCUUUGAUAAAUAUUCAAAGUGCUACAUAUGGCAGUCUAAAUUAUUUACCAACAUGCUCUUUAACAUUGAUCAAUGAUUCAAUGUCGAAACUGUGCAAUAGAAAUAACAGUUGUUUUAUUGAAUUUAAUAAUAAAGUAUUUGACAUGAGUUCUUGUCCGAACAUCAAUAUGUAUGCUGUUAUUAAAUAUAUUUGUUAUCCACUGAAUUGUAUAAAAAACACAACUCGUGGUCUUUGUUGUACUUUUCCUUUUGUAUACCAAUCAGUGACAUACAACGAUUGUACGACUGCUAAUUAUGAUGGAAAACUAUGGUGUUCAAUGAAUUAUACUUAUGACAAAAUAUGGGGCGAUUGUUUAGGAUGGUGCAAUGGAUUUAGCUCUGAAAUAGAAAACGAUUGUUUUGGAAAUCAAAGUCAUGCAGUAACAAUUUAUGAAAAUACUUCGUAUGCAGUAACAUGUGUAGGGAAAUCUUUAUUAAAAAUUCAGAGUGCUAUGUAUGGUAGUCAAGAAAAAACAAUAAAAUGCAUUUUAAAAAAUGUUACUGAUGUUGUUCAAAUAUUGUGCAGUAGAAAUAGCAGCUGUUUAAUUGAAUCCAGCAAUGCAUUUUACGGAGGCGACCCUUGUCCUGGUAUCAACAAAUACACUAUUGUUAACUACUUAUGCUUUCCCGAAGAUAUCGCACCUGUUACAAAAACCUCAUCUCAAUUUGCAUCAAUAAUGAGUUUAGCUAUGGUUUCUGAAAAAACUAUAUCACUGAAAAUAUCUUCCAGUUCAUUAUAUUCAGAACUGGCUUCUGAGGCUUUAACCUUUUCAACCAAUGGAGUAUACAGUGUUGGAAUUGAAGUUGCAAAUCCUGCUACUAUAGCAUUAUCUUAUAUGGCAUCAAUAACAUCUUUAAGCACGUUAACUGAUUCACUGAAACCAACUCCAAGUUUACCAAAUUCAGAUCUUGCUUCUACAACGCAAGCUUUAUUGGCGAUUACAUCAAACAACUUAUCAUUAAAAACAUCUGCUAAAAUGACUUCAUCUCAAUUUGCAACAAUAAUCAGUUCAGCUAUGUUUUUUAAUAAAACUAAAUCAAUCAAAAUAUAUCCCAGUUUACCAUAUUCAGAUUGUGAUUCUAGAGUACAAGCUUUAUCAACAAUUGAAAUGUUUCGUGUAGACUUAGAAGAAUGGGCGAUGUGGGGCGAGUGUUCUGCAACAUGCGGAGAAGGAAGUAAGACUAGAUAUUCCUUAAAAAGUGCUAAAAUUCCUUCAAAAAGAAUAGAAAAUUGCAUUGAAAUGGACUGUCCAGUUGACGGGAUGUGGGGAAGUUGGACAAGAUCUCCAAAUUGCAGUAAUCCAUGUCCUAGUGGAGUAGUAACAUAUAACAGAAUGUGCAACAGUCCAUCUCCAGCGUAUAACAGUCUCGAUUGCAUGGGUAUCAAGAGUUAUACUGAAGACUGUCAAAAUAAUAUUAUAUGUCCAGAAUGGUCGGAUUGGUCAUUAUGCAAUCAACCAUGUGGUGGUAAUAGUGUAGUAUCUAGAUUCCGUAAUUGUUUUAAUCCAAAGAAGAGUGGUUUGGUGUUUUGCAAAGGAAUUAAUACAGAAACUAGAGCUUGUGUUUUCAAAAAAUGUGAAACAGUAGACCUUAAUUUGUUCGUAAAUUUAUCAGAUGUGGAAUACCUUGAUCAAUAUUCUAAUCUAACUAGCAAGCAAUCAUUAGAACUCAAAGAAACAAUAAAAAAUGCGAUAAGCAGGCUUUACAAAUAUUCAAAAAGAAGUGUUACUCUUAGUAUUGUAAUACAUUCAAUUAAAAAACGAUCAACAUUAAGAGAAGGAAUUCGACCUAAAAAUUUAAAAGUUGGGUAGCCGUUUACGGACUUUCGAGUUUACGGACUUAUUACAAAGCAAACGAUUAGGAAAUGGAUGGAAUUCAUUUAAAUGAUGGUUCAUCAGAUCCACCGGUUGCCGUAUAUGGACUUUCGACGAAAGAGCUCUUUAUUAUAACAAAAGAAUAUUUUUCAAACCAUUCGCAAGUGAUCAUAGAACAUUUGGAAAAGUCAUCGACUGAAAAGAUUGGAUAUGUAAUUUCAAUUUGCGACAACAUGAGACCUACUACUUCUGUUUUAAUGACAAAAUUUAGAAUGAAAUAUAAGGAAGCAGCUCAACGACAAGAUUACUUUUUCAAAUGAACGAAAACUGGUUAAAAACUUUAGUAUAUUUUCAGAUUGAUGCAAAACGUGCAAUAGUAAAUAAAUCAACGGGUCGACCCACCAGAAGUUUCGAAACUUUAUCUGAUAGGUCCAAAAGAAGGAGGACUAAAGAGAUGCGUACGAAGUUCAGUCCUGCCGAACUAUCAUUUGCUACGCAAAUGAGUCUUCGAUCUUUAGGGCAUUCAGACGCUGCUAAGAUUGUGAAUGACGUUACACUGUCAAGUCCAUUCAAGGCAACAAAAUACAAGGAAAGUUUGCAAUUACCAUUAUCAUUGCCAGCCUUUUAUGAUGCAAAUGAAGCUCUUGCACUUUUAUUAGAGCUAAGUUUGACGAAAUAUUUGUCCAGCAUUUGAGAAAUCAGGCAAAAAAAAAAUGGCUUAAAUACAUUUAAUUCACCAUACUCAGCUGUAUUGGCAGCAAAAAAAUGUUGCUACUCUACAGACGACACCUUAAAUAUUACCGAAUCAAAAGCUGAGGUACAGUUGCAAGUUUUAUUAGGCCACACCAUUCAACGUAUUUUAUUGCUGAACCAAGACAAUAUUACAUAUAGGAGUGUUUCAGAAAUAUUAAAUGUGACUUUUAUUUGUAAGUGGGGCUUUGACGGAACAUCCGGACAAAGCAUUUAUAUCCGAUCCGAAUAUAUCAGAUGCAAGUUUACUUUUUACUUCGCUUGUUCCAUUGCAACUUGUAGGUGUAAAUCAAGAAACAAAAGAAGAAAAUCUCUUAUGAAGUAAUCCGAAGCCAUUUUCAACUCUCUUUUGCAGAACUCUAAAAUUGCAAUUUACAAAGGAAACUGAGGAAACUUUUAUAAAUGAGAAAACGCAUUUUGACAAACAGAUUGAACAACUCCAACCAUUAAAAACAACCAUUCAUAUGAAAAAUGUUUUUAUUCAAUACAGUUUAAGUAUGACCGUGUUAGAUAAUAAAGUAUGCAAUGCUAUCACCUACACAAAACCUGCGCAACGGUGUUAUCUCUGCCAGGCAACUUCCAAGCAAUUUAAUAACAUUGAUGAAGUUUUGCAAAGACCGGUAACCACUGAUUAUCUACAGUACGGACUGUCAACUCUACACGCCUGGAUUCGAUGUUUUGAAUGUUGUAUUCAUUUGGGAUACAAAAAAAAAUACGAAAAAAUGGCAAGCGCGUAAAGAAGAAGAUAAGCAGAAAAAAGCAACAAUAAAAGCUAGCAUCUAAAAAACUUUCAAACAGCAACUAGGAAUUUUAGUCCACAUGCCAAAGCAAGGGUUGGGCAGCACGAACGACGGAAACACCGCUCGACGUUUCUUUGAAAACACUCAAACGUCGUCCUUGAUAACUGGUGUUUCCGAAGAAUUAAUCCACCGUUUUCAUAUAACUUUGCAAACAAUUUCAAGUGGACAUGAAAUUGACGUUGAAAAGUUUCGAGGUUACGUCUUACCAACUGCAAGACACUAUAUCAAAGAACAUCUCUAGUACAACAUGCCAACAUUAGUACAUAGAUUGCUGAUCCACGGACCAGAUAUUAUUUCUUCAGCCAUUAUACCCAUUGGUCAACUGUCCGAGGAUGCUCAAGAAUCAACCAAAAAGUUAAUAAAGCAAUAUCGUUUGGGUUUUUCUCGAAAGUUUUCAAGAGUUAAAACUAUGGAAGACGUGUUCAAGAGAAUGUUGGCAACCGCAGACCCCUACAUUUCAUCUCUGGGAAAAU
This is a messenger RNA of Hydra vulgaris (swiftwater hydra), 4146 nucleotides long. The record is from RefSeq and is a predicted model, not a curated record. NCBI's taxonomy places the organism in Eukaryota, Metazoa, Cnidaria, Hydrozoa, Anthoathecata, Hydridae.